UUCGGAGCUGUUGACCUGGCUUCUCCCACACACGGAAUUGUCUGGAGCCGAGAAGUCCCGCUUUUCGCACGCCUGAGAUGUCUGCAUUAAUAGGCUGUACAUUGAGUAUGUAGACGCCUCGGAGCUAGCCCAGUAUCCAGGAGGAGCACUUGGCGCGCUUCAGCGCGCCGGGCCUUGCGUGCUCUUGAAGCAGGCGCUUAUGAGCCAUGGGACCUAAGAAGAGCUACAGCAAGAAGAAGAAGGAGCCAACGGCAGCGCCGGCGCCUGAGGCUGAGCCGCAGGAGGCGGCAGCGCCUGAGGCAGCGCCCGCAUCUGCACAGCCUGUGUCAAGUGCAGGCGCCGAAGCCGCAGCUCAGGAGGCACCUGGGCCCAGCACUGCAGCGGAUGCUACCGCCGACGCUCCUACAGGCGCGACGAAAACUGACAAGGCUCCCGCAGCAGCAGUGGCCACAGCAGCCGACGCCGCCGCAGGGGCAGGACCAGCGGCUAGGGCAGCGGCAGGCGGCAGUGGCGGGCCUGCCAGUGGGCAAGAGGCCGCGACAGCGGAAGCGAAAGGCGCCAGUACCGCUGCCGAGGGCCAGGGUGGUGCCGGCGCUAGCCCCAAGGGCGACGGUGGCGACGGCAGCGACAGCGAUCAGCCGAUUGGCGUUGCUGCUGCCAGCCUGAGGGACACAGGGCGCCGGGCCAGUCGAGGGCCGGACGGCGGCACCGCCCGUGAGGCAGGCAAGGUUGUGGCGCACUCAGAGGGCAAGGCACAUGAGGCAAAGCCUGCGGAAGAGCCGGCCCUGGACGGCGCGGCAGGUCCCAGCGGCGGCCGCACGCUCCAAAGGCAGGGCAGUGGGCGCGGCGGCAAGGGCGGCAGGGGCGGGAAGGAGGCGGCUGCAGCAGCAGCGGCAGCGGCAGAGCUGAAGGCGGAGGAGGACGGAGGGGUGGAGACAGAUUUGGGGGGCCGAAAGCGCCUCCUUCGGAACCGCGCGCCGGCGCAGGCGUAUACCCGUGGUGAAGGCGGCGGCAUCACCAGCGGACUAGUGCGCCGCGGCAGCAAUGCCGCAGCUGCCGCUGCUGCUGCCCAAGAGAAGGAGGCGAAGGGAAAGGGCAGCACGAGGGGCAAGCAGAAGACGGCUGCGGACGAAGAUGGGGAGGAGGGCGAGGGCGGCGAGGCGGCGGCAGAGCCUGCUACUGCCGCAAAGGACAGCCACGAGGAUGCGGAACGCAAGGAGGGGCAUGAGGAGGCGGAGGACGGGGCAGGCACGAAAGCGCCCGAGCAGCAGUCCGCCGCGAAGAGGGGGCGGCAGGCGAAGACUGCAAGCCGCGGCGGCUCUGCGGCUGGCAAGGGUGGCAAGGGCGGCCGCAGAGGUCAUGCGCUUGCUGCAGAGGAGGCCGAGCAAGCAGUCGGCAGGGACGGGGGCGCAGGCUCAGGGGAAACCGCAACGAAGGCUGAGGAUGCUGAAAUGGAUGACGCGGCUGCUGCGGCACCGGCUGCACCGAUGGAGGCGCCGGAUGUGCAGGCCGGCGCUGCCGACAAGGCCUCGGCGCAGGAAGGGGCCACGGCGGCGCUGCAGGGCCUGGCCUCGCCCUCCGCCAAGACCAAGCGGCCGCGCGGUGACGUGCAGGGAAUCCAGCCGCCCCAGCAGCAGCAACAGCAGCAGGGAGCGGCUGCGGACACAGGAGACGGAGGCGAGGAGGGCGGCCGGCCGGCCAAGCGCCAAGCCAAGGCUGCAGAGACAGUGGGCACAACCGCCGCCGCCGCUCCCAAGGCCGCCGCGGCAGGUGCUGCUGCCACUGGUACCACCGCCGCCACUCCUGCCGCUCCUGGCGCUGGCGCUGGCGCUGCCGCAGCUGGCGCGGCUCCCGCCGCCACCUGCGACGACCCGCAACUCAAUAAGAUCGUGUCGCGACUGCGGAGCGCCGUGGAGGGCAUGGAGGCGCUGCGCAAUGAUGAGGAGCGCAUGUUGAAGGACAUCCAGAGCUGCUCGGAGGACCUGCUGAAUCACCCCUUCGUCGUCAGCGACUACAGCGCUGUCGGGGCGGGUAAGCUGGUGAGGAAGGUCACCAGGAUGAGGCCGCCCAACGAGGAAGCCACCCGGGCCGCGAUAGCCAAGGCGAACGACGUGAUGGAAGCGGUGAUGGCCAUCACCAAGGCCGCGAAAGGAAAGCAGGUCGCCGGCACGGGGCAGCUGCUGCAUGAGAAGGCGACCGAGGCAGGCUGGACCGGGCCCAAGCCGCUGCCGCUCCAGGAUUCGGGCGCGGCGGCUCCGCCCGCGCACGGCUCCGCCAGUGCUGCCGGGUCCCAUCAGGUGGUGGCCGCGUUCGUCAGCAGGGGCCAGCCGGUGCGCGACCGGGCUGUGUCCGUGCUGGCGACCGCGCUGGCGGCCGCCGCCUCCGACUUGCACCCCCUGGAUGUGGCAUUGGAUCUGGAGGCCGCACUGGCUGCGCAAUACGGCGGCGGUACGACGGGUACUGCAGCCACGGGUGUGAAGGCGGAGGCUGCGGGCGCGGCCGCGGGCGCGAAGCAGGGGCCGGGGUCGGGGCCUCAGGGUGCAGGGUUGGUGGGUGAGGCCUAUCUGGGCAAGCUGCAAUGGCUGUGUGACGUGCUGGGGGCGGGCGGCUCGGAGCGGGCGGUACCGGAGGUGGCACGGCUGCUGCUGGAGGGGCGCGUGAGCGGCGCGGAAGUGGUGGCGUAUGAGGAGGGGACAGCGGCGGCCGCCGCGGCUGCGACAAUGGAGCAGUAGGAGCGUUGGAACUCGAGGAAGAUUUGGCCUUGCUUGUGGUAGUGUGUUGUAUGAGCGAUGCGUGGUCGGGGAGCUGAGACUGUGAGCGCGUGCGAGGUAGAGCUGGCGCUUGAAUGAGCGGGUGAGUUGCGUUGGCUUAGGGCCAGACACUGGUUCGGCCGGACGAGUGGGCCGGGAUGUCUUGGGUACGACGUCAUGCGGAACGGUACAGAGACACAUGCUCCUAAGCUCACUUGUACAGACAGGCGCGAUGACUCAGCCGUCAGGUGGCAAGAGGAAAUGUGCCUGGCGCUGUGGGUUCGGCGAGCGAGGUGCAUGACAUAGGAAGGCAGGCUCACGCGGGUACCACUCUGGUCUUUUGCUGUGUCCAAACUUUGACAGCCUGGUAGACCCAACAGGUAUCAUCUGACCAGGCCGCCAGCAUACCUACGGCUUCGUUGUGUAGUAUACGGCUACUAUGGUUUGGAGCUACGAGAAGGCGACCUGAAAGGCCGUACGGCUGCAGCCGUGCAUGGGGUGUGCAAUGGGACACGCAAAUAUUUUCGUCGUGAAAACUAAAAGCGUGAUAGCGUGACGGAUAGCGUACGCACAGUGUAUGCAGGAUACGCAAUCGCCACCGUAAAAAGGGUAGGCAUCAAAAAGUUAUGUGCACAAUUGUCCGGGGGGGUGCGUGCUCCAAGCCAAACCCGCACGCUCGGAGGGCUCUGGGAGUCGCCCGAGGCAAAUCCUACCGCAGUAUUUAGACGCCGCCUUUUUGUAGGUAGAUAACUUACAUCAUUAGUGGACAUUAGCGCUCGGCAGAGGACAAAACAUGUUGGUCAGGGCUCAAGUCGCGAAAUUGACCAGAGCCCAUAUCUCGCAUAGGCGGUAUUUUGGGCCUGUAUCUAGUGCCGUCUACUAAGGUUCACCUAUAUAUGUCAUCCGGACAGCGUAGGGCGAAUUCCAGUAAGUCCUGGCGAGCGCGACAUUUACCAUUUCGACUUCGGCUCCCGCUCGAAUUUAUGCCCGGAAAUCAUUCAGGGACCUUCUUAUAUGUCACAUGAUAACAUUUCGGCAGUCUAGGGCAUUGGACACACGCCGUCCCUAGGGACUUUGCCGGAGUGGUACCCGCGUGGGCAGGCUGGGGACCUAUGGGGACAAGCGCACCAAUAAUUUGGACGUGUGUCCUCGUGCCCUUAUGGCAACGCUUAUU
Molecule: messenger RNA, 3924 nt
Organism: Chlamydomonas reinhardtii
Lineage: Eukaryota; Viridiplantae; Chlorophyta; Chlorophyceae; Chlamydomonadales; Chlamydomonadaceae
Exons: 5
Coding region: 207-2732 (841 amino acids)
Source: RefSeq, a predicted model, not a curated record